Messenger RNA from Penicillium angulare, 1302 nucleotides. RefSeq names its product FAD-dependent oxidoreductase. The record is from RefSeq and is a predicted model, not a curated record. Lineage: Eukaryota; Fungi; Ascomycota; Eurotiomycetes; Eurotiales; Aspergillaceae. The transcript is spliced from 2 exons. The coding region runs from base 1 to 1302 and encodes 433 amino acids. Gene Ontology annotation, molecular function: FAD binding.
AUGUCUUCAUCAAAACCCGCCCCAAUUGCCAUCGUCGGGGGUGGACCUUGUGGCCUUACAUUAGCACGUCUUCUAGAGCGAGCCGGAAUAGACUACGUCGUUUUCGAACGCGAUGUAUCGCCACAGGGGACGGCCAGGUUCCAGGGCGGGACACUAGAUCUCUCUGCUGAGGGUGGGCAAGCGGCACUAAAUGCCGCAGGCUUAUCAGCUGAAUUCGAAAAGUUGGCACGAUACGAGUCAUCAACCAUCUUUAUACAAGACUGGCAAGGGAAGAAUCAACUAUCCGAGGGCGGCGGGGAAAGCGAUAGACCUGAGAUUGAUCGCUUGCAGCUGCGUCAGAUUUUGCUAGAUUCUAUUCCUGCGCAUCGUGUUCGAUGGAACAAGUCCCUGAGCAGUGUUGAGCGUAUAAACGCGAAGAAAACCCAAACCCAAAGCAAAUCCUCGUCUCCUGCAGAUUGGUUGCUGCACUUCAACGAUGGUUCUACUGAAAGUGGGUUCCGGCUUAUCGUGGGCUCUGACGGAGGAUGGAGCAAGCUGCGACAGUUGAUCACUUCUGCAAAGCCGCAGUACUCAGGUAAAAUGUUCAUCGAAGGUUGUAUCUCUCUGGAUAACCCAGAAUGGGACGCGGCGUUCAAGAUGGUCGGUGCCGGAAACUCGAUCGCUAUGGGAAAUGGCCUAUCACUCGCCGUUCAACAAAUGUCAGAUCGCUCGUACCGUGUGUACAUGGGCGUUGAGGCUUCUCCAGAAUUCACACGACCUGGCGGAGAUGCGGACGUGAAUGAUAUGCCGAAAGCUCGGGAGACGAUCAACAGACUAUACUCAAACUGGGCUCCGCAUCUCCGUGGCUUUGUCGCAGGUGCCGAGGGACCCUGGAGACCCUGGCUUCUUCACCGAAUGAAUCAGGAGAUCUACUUGCCCGACGCUCUUCGAAAUGAUGGCAAGGUAGAUGAGAAGUCUUGGACACGUACACCGGGUGUUGUGCUGCUUGGAGAUGCGGCACAUGUGACGACACCUAAUGGCGAGGGCGUCAACGAUGCUAUGAAUGAUGCUAAGUUGUUAUUUGAGCAUAUUACUGCCGAGUUAGCCAACGAUGCUGGUCAGGUAUAUGAUGCGGAGAUUGAUUCCGCUACCUUGGAGCGAGCUAUUGUUGCAUACGAGGGGCAAAUGCGACCUCACGCAUACGAGAUGAUUCAAGACAGUAUCAAUUUUGAAGAUAUGAUGUACAAAGAGGAUGGUCCCCAAAGGAUGCAGGUUUUGUUCCAUUCGAAGGAGGAACAAAAUGAGGCUUCAAAGAAGCAUUGA